AUGCCGUGCGGGCUCCGGGAGGCAUGCGGCACAGGCCUCUACUCCACCGUGAUCAUCUCCUUCCUGACCGACUUCGGCGGCGGCAACUACAAGCUCAACCUCGCCGGCCACGCCUGGAGCGCCGUCGGACCGGACGUCAAGUACUGCCGGUCCAAGGGCGUCCUCGUCCUCCUCUCUAUCGGCGGCGGCGUCGGCAGGUACUCCCUGGCCUCGCAGGCCGAUGCCAAGGCCGUCGCCGACCACCUCUGGAACUUCUACCUCGGUGGGACCAGCACCAUGUCCUGGCCGUUCGGCGACGCCGUGCUCGACGGCGUCGACUUCGACAUCGAGCUGGGCAGCAACGCCCACUACGGCGACCUCGCCAGGUACCUCAAGGCGUACAGCGGGAGGAAGCCCGGAGGGAGGAAGGUGUGGCUGACGGCGGCGCCGCAGUGCCCGUUCCCGGACAGGAUGCUCGGCGAGGCGCUGCGCACGGGGCUGUUCGACCGAGUGCACGUCCAGUUCUACAACAACCCGGUCUGCAACUACCGCGCCAGCAACGUGGCCGCGUUCACCUCCGCAUGGAACAAGUGGGCGGCGAGCCUCCCCGGGAGCUCCGUCUACCUCGGCCUCCCGGCGGUGAGCGGCGCAGCGAACAACGGGUACGUGGCUCCGGCGACGCUGAAAGAGAACGUGCUGCCGAUCGUGCAGAAGUCCAAGAACUACGGCGGUAUCAUGCUGUGGAGCAGGAACUGGGACAAGCAGACCGGCUACAGCAAGAGUGUCAAGUCUGCCGUGUGAUCACCGACCGGACUACCGGUUGGUGUUUUACGUGUGCAUUUGUUUCAGUGCCAUUUCCACUUUGAAUAAAGAGCAGGUACAAUAAGACUGACUCAUCAGCUCCAAAAAUUACCAUGUCAUCUUAUUCCUACAUGGAAGGGAGAGAAACGAGGAGAGAGAAGAAAGCGGACGACUAAUCUGUCGCCGGGCGUUACACAAUUUUUGAUGUGCUAUCGCCCGCGUGCAGUCGGCCCUGGCGGUAAAAGACACGGUUUGUGGGGCCCGCACACACCUCCCGUGUAAUAUGCGAUCUCCCCUCCCUCGAUCCUUUCCGGCUUUCAUGGACUUCUCACUGGCGACUGUGGUGGUUUCUCUUCCGCCCUCACGCCGUCCCCUCUCCUGUGCUUCCUUCUCCCUCACCACGCGUGGGGACCCACCACCGCACCACCGGCCGUAGGGCUUCGGCUCCACCAUCCCCAUCCGCCGCCUCUUCCCCUCCCCGCAGCCGUGGCGCCACCGCCCUCUGCCUCGGCAGCGCCGCGGCGACGGCAAGAGGGAGGAGCGGACGAAGCUAAGGGAGCGGCACCACCGGGCCAUCACCAGCCGCAAGUUGUCUAGGCUACGACAGCAUAGCAACUUCCCGCUCUCCGCGCGCGCCGACAUGAAUGAUGAACGAUGUUCUCGCCGCACUCGUGCGCGCCGCCGGUGUCAGGCCCGCGCGAGUUUCAGGCUGAAUUCAAGAGGAAAACAUAGAAGUUGCAGAGAUAUUUGGCUAGGUUAGCUACUUAAUAGGAAGAAAAUUGAUAGAAAUUACACUGGAUUGAAAGAAACAGUGUAGAAACGAUGAACUGAAACUUGCCUAAGCCAGUUCCAUGCUUCAAAUUUGCCCUCAUCAACUUCUCCAUAGCUACAUCAAAUUCAUAUUGCCUAUAAGCAUAAGCAGCAGCUUCCAUCAAUUUUUUUAAGUCAUCCCCUCUAUAUCCAGCAGACACAAAGUUGGCAUGCAAAUGCCUAAGACAGAACCUAUGCUCAGCUGUAGGAAAGACAUCAGGUAUGGCUACCAAUAUUCCCUAUAAAAUACAAAGAAGUACAUUGUAAGAAAAAGAAAAUUUUCAAACAUAUCUAAUGUGAAAGUAGUAAUGUCCAAUGCUAAGAUCUGGAACAUAUCUUCUGCCUAUCACUCAUGAAAACCCAGCCACCAUGCUCAUGUCCAUCUCCAAUGCAUUCUUUUAAGCAGUUCAAGAACCAUUGCCAUGAAUGAUUGUUUUCAGAUUCAACUAUUGCAAAUACUAGUGGACAGAGACAUAUUGUUAUUGGCAUCUCUACCAGUUGCUGCUAGGAUCUGUGCUCUAUUUGGUAGCUUAACACGGGUUCCAUCGACACCUAUAAAAGGUCUACAGGCAGCUAUAAACCCAUCAAUCUGAGCUUUAAAUGAUAUGAACAUUCUUACAAACACAAGGUUCACAUCUGGAUCCUGUGGUACAACACACUUCACUACUACCUUGCUGCCUGGGUUAACAAGCAAAAGGGUAUGAGCAUAGUCUUGGAUCCUCUUGAACUGAUCCAUAUGGUCACCUAACACCAUUUUAACUGCUUCCCUCUUAGCCCUGUAAGCUUUGUACUUCGAAAUUCCAAUAUGUGUGUCUCUUAGCAGUUAGCACAGAGUCCCACAGAUGUCUAACCUUCCAAUCUCUAUCACUUCUAAAAUCUUCAACAUAGUCCUUUGCAAUCCACUUUGCAUCCAAUUGCUUCACAUCAUGGGACCUUCCACAUGUAUGAUCUUUUAUAAACUUUUUUAACUUGAAUGUCUUCUCACCAGGGAUCACUCUUCCAUACAUGUACCAUGCACAACCUUGUCCCAAACACUUAGCAGAACCUUUUCAGGAUCAUUCUUCCUUUCAACCUUCCUCCCUUCUCUAAUUAUCAGAUUCUUCAUGGCCUCCCUGAAUUGACCAACAUCAGUGAACAACAUACCCUCUUGGAUAUAUGGAUGCCUCAUGGUACCCUCAUCAAACCAAUUGUCGUCAACGCCCCUUGAUCUGUGCACAAAAAGUUGAGUUUCAUGUGCCUCAUCUAGAGUGUGUUGCCAUCAUUUGGUUCAUCAGACAAAUAUACUACAUCAGUAUUUUUCUUUUCUGAACUUGAUGCAGUAGCAUUCUACUUUGCUAGGCUCUUUGCCCUUCUAAUUGAUCUCACACUAACCUGGUUAUUGCCAUUAUCAUUACUUCUACCAUUAGUAGGUAAUUUACCAUCUUGUUUUGCCCCGAUGUGCUGCUUCUUCCCAGAGUACAACUCAUCAUCUCCACCAUCACCAUCAAAUAUAUAAUCACCAGCAUCCACAACAAGUUUUCUACCUCAUGAUCAGGUACAAUCUCAACAAAAGACGAGUAAUCAUCAAUUUCAUUCAGAGCAAAGUAUGUCUCAUCUUCCACACUAUCGUCGCUAUUUGAUGUUGCUACUAUGUCUCUUAUAGCAGCACUACCUUUUCUUCUACUAGGACCGUUCACUAGAAUUUCAUCAUUCAUCACUAGCCUUGCAGGACCCAGGACAAUGUACAGGCUGCAACUACUUUUUCCUUCAUAAUCAGUCAAUAGUUGAAUGCAUUGGUUGUCAUCCAUUAAAAGCACAAGACCAUUGGGUGCAAAAUAUCCAGGCUUCAAGUAAUACAAACUAUCAUUUUCCUUGAGCCCAAAUUCUUUCAGCUGAUCUCGCAGCUUGAAAUAGCUCAAGUAAUCCUUGUUGAAUUCAUGGAUACUUGAACGACCUUGAUAUGUGAUAUUGUCCUUACUAAAAGAACAACCGUUGAAAAAUCUUCAGCCUUAUCACACCGAUUUUCUCCAUCUACAAAGAUUUCAUCAACCAAAGUGAUGAAUAUGCAUAAGCCAACACAAAACAGAACAAGUACUUGAAAAAAAUUAAUCAAAUUUUAAGCCCAUGGCCAAACAUCUAUUACUAAGAACUAUCGAUCAACCAUGGGACUAAACCCUACCCACAAAUUCCCAACGAAAUCUCUACAAUUUGAAGGCCUCAUGUGCUCCUACCAUAUAGAUGUCAUUAAAAAUCCCAUUAUCAACUUCCCUAAAACCCAAAUUCACACGUCUACCUUCUCCCACAAAUUUGCUCACCAUGCCCUAACAUACAAGAAGAGGAAAGAAACUUGCCGUGUUGUUGCACCGAGGUAGCCAGAACUGAUUUCUCAGUUCUCACCAACAGAACGGAAUGAAACUGAGUUGUCACCAAUGGAAGGAAGGAGGAAGGGGCACUCGAUCGCCGCCAGUCACCCUUGCCGAUCGCCGCCAUGCUUAGCCCUCCUGCCGACGGCGGAGGUAUUAGCGCUACAAACUUGCUUGUGAUCAAACUCGAUUCAAGGGUGUGACUAAACCAAGCCACGCUGGAAGACCUCGAUUUUGGCUGAUCUAGCCCGCAGCGCAUCCACGAUGGCAAAAAUGAGCUGACUCAUCUAUUCACGUGUGGACACUGGGGAGGUAGUGCUUUUGGCAUAGUUACUUCGGGGUGGGUGGGUAAUUGCAUCAAAAUGGGUUUUGGGAGAAUAUCAAAUCAAGAGUGACAAUUGGGGUGGUGUUUGCAAUUUUGCC
This is a messenger RNA of Oryza sativa Japonica Group (Japanese rice), 4355 nucleotides long. Lineage: Eukaryota; Viridiplantae; Streptophyta; Magnoliopsida; Poales; Poaceae. The record is from RefSeq and is a predicted model, not a curated record.